AUGCGUCGUCAGACUGUUUCAGACGGGCAGAAACUGGGAACCAUGGACCCCAUCAAAUCUUAUGCUGUUGCCUGUUUAAAGGAGCGCCGGUUCCCAUUUCCAGGGUCUUUUCGUCCACUCCAAGGAUACUAUGAGGACACGCCAUGUGAUGAAGCCCGGCCGACGUGCUCCAAUUGCGCCAAGCGCCAUACCGAGUGUGAGUAUGGGUCGUCCACCUCGUUACUCUGGGCAAACGAGGACCCCGUCUCUCGCCAUGUGUCUCGUGGCUCCGGGUCAGACAGCGGCCAGCCCGGCGAAUCCAUCAUGAGCAGUGUCGGGACGCCGGACUCGUUGGGGAUUCUGGGCCAGAUGCCCGGUGUGGACCCAGCGGCGGCCUCAUCUCCGCCGGUUCUCAACACGGCCGACCUGGAGCUGAUGAUGCACUGGUGUAACUCGACCUACGAGACCCUAUCGCGCAACGAGCGCACCGAUCCAGUCUGGCGAUACGCCGUGCCUGAAGAGGCACUCUCGCAUCCGUUUCUCAUGCACGGCAUUUUGGCCCUGUCAUCAUUACACCUCGCCCGGAUCGGUCCGGAACCGGCUCGUCGGGCGUCGUAUCUCGGCCGUGCCGUGGCACACCAAAACCAAGCGCUGGCGCUCUUUCGCGGGCUGUUGGGGGACAUCAACGAAAACAAUGCCAAGGCGAUGUUUGCCUUUGCGGGGAUUGUGGUUGUGUAUACAUUUGGAUUCCCCCAUUCCCCCGACGUGCAAGACCCUUGGAACUGCGUGGAUGAUCUCUACCAGGUCCUCGUGCUCUCGCGCGGUGUGCAACAAGUCAUACGAUCUAUUACCGACAUGAUCCCCGGCAGCGCCUUUGCGCCGCUUUUACAUCGGGAUGAAUGCCACGCACCAUUGACCGACGACGACAAGGCCGUCGUCGCCCGGCUCCAGGAAGCGAACCGAAUUUGCGGGCUGCGCGACGCCCACCACGAAACGGACGUGUUCACCACGACCAUUGAGAAUUUCGCAGAAAUGUUGGGCCUGGUGCGCGGUGGCGUGACGACCAGCACGAUUGCUGGCCGGUGGGCGAUCAUCUUGCCCCAGAGAUUCCUGGAGCUGCUGCGGGAACGAGAACCCUUCGCACUCGUGAUGUUAGCCCAUUAUGGCGUGCUCUUGCAGUAUCUGAAGCACCGAUGGUGUUUUGACGAGUGGUGUGUGCGGGUGGCUCAGGCUGUGUGGACGGUGUUGGAUGAUCAGUGGAGACCCCUGGUGCACUGGGCGAUGCGCGAGAUCCUUGGCGAAAAUUACAUCGAUCAAGUGUAG
Penicillium lagena is the source of this 1302-nucleotide messenger RNA. RefSeq names its product Zn(II)2Cys6 transcription factor domain-containing protein. Gene Ontology annotation, biological process: regulation of transcription by RNA polymerase II. Bases 1 to 1302 code for a protein of 433 amino acids. The transcript is spliced from 3 exons. The record is from RefSeq and is a predicted model, not a curated record. Gene Ontology annotation, molecular function: DNA-binding transcription activator activity, RNA polymerase II-specific; zinc ion binding. NCBI's taxonomy places the organism in Eukaryota, Fungi, Ascomycota, Eurotiomycetes, Eurotiales, Aspergillaceae.